AUGGAAUUACUUAGGAAUAUCGCUGAACAGCCGACGAAUAGCAACAGGAUGUGCGAGCCCAACCAGCAGGGGUCCUGUGAACUGCGGAGAAAGAGAACAGAGGAUCGCGGUCAUGCACCUGCGGAGAUGGCGAGGAUUGUCACGGAUCACGCCAGCGGGAAAUGUUACUGCCGUGGGAAAGUUCUGGGAAAGGUAGCCAUCAGUGAAUUAUAAUACAACGCAAAUUACGCAAAGACAAGAUGGUUCUUUAUAAAUCUUCACUUUGGGAAUAGUACAUUGUUAUUCCAAAAUAUGCACAAUUUUAAUUAGCUUGGUAAAUAAGCUUACCAAUAUGAAUGUGUUAUUUUCUUUUCAGGGAGGUUUCGCCAAGUGCUAUGAGAUGACCGACCUGUCCACGAGUAAAGUUUAUGCAGCAAAAAUUAUUCCCCACACGCGCGUCUCCAAACCGCACCAACGGGAAAAGGUAAGAGCGCGCGCCACUCUUCAUCAUGCAUUAUUAUAAAGCUAUAUAGACUGACACUAAAUGUCCUGGACUUUUGGAUAAUUAAUUGCUUUUAAUCAUCACUAUGAUAUCUCUUCUCCAUAGAUUGACAGGGAAAUCGAGCUACACAGAGUUCUCCACCAUAAACACAUCGUGCACUUUUACCAUCAUUUCGAGGACAAAGAUAACAUCUACAUUCUCCUAGAAUACUGCAGUAGAAGAGUGAGUGUUAAUGUUCUACUUAAAUACUGAGCAUUUAUUUCUAAACUGGUUGGAGAAAUGUCUGCAUAGCAGCACCUCAGAACCACAGCCCUCAAUGGGCAGUCAUGUCUCUGGCUAAUGUGAAAGAUAUGUUCUUACUUUCCAUAAUUGGCUGACUGCCUUGACUGAUCUAAUAUGUAUUCUCCCCCAUGUUCUCUUUGUGCAGUCUUUGGCACACAUCCUGAAGGCACGCAAAGUGCUCACGGAGCCUGAAGUGCGAUACUACCUCCGUCAGAUCAUCUCAGGGCUGAAGUACCUGCAUGAACAAGAGAUCCUGCACAGAGACCUCAAACUGGGUAAGCAUCUAUAUAGCAAGACACACAGUAGAAGCCAGAGUCUUUAUCAUUAAAUCGGCUCUGCCAAACACUAUAUGCAGAGAGAUCCAAACCUGCAACCUUUACCUGUCAUGAACUGCAAACCAACCACUUUAUGUUAUUGAUCACUCACAUACAGUAAAUGGUUUAAUAUUUGUAAUCUUCUCCCCUCCUAGGUAACUUCUUUGUGAAUGAGUCGAUGGAGCUGAAGGUGGGAGACUUUGGGCUGGCAGCCAAGCUGGAGUCUGCUGGGAACAGGAAAAAGACCAUCUGUGGGACGCCCAACUACCUGUCCCCUGAGGUGCUCAACAAGCAAGGCCAUGGCUGUGAGUCGGACGUCUGGGCCCUGGGCUGUGUCAUGUGAGUACACUACUAUAUUUAUACCUUUCUUGUCAAUAGAGGGCUCUGUAAAAUGAUAUUCUCUAUGUAAAUAGACUGUAAUGACAACCAGUCUCUAACUAAGUCUCUCCCCCUCCUCUGUGCUCCAGGUAUACCAUGCUCCUGGGCAGACCCCCAUUUGAGACCACCAAUCUGAAGGAGACGUACAGGUGUAUCCGGGAGGCAUGUUACUCCCUGCCCUCCUCCCUGUCGCCCCAGGCCAAACAGCUCAUCUCCAACCUCCUGGCCAAGACCCCAGAGGACAGACCUCGCCUGGACCACAUACUGCGCCAUGACUUCUUCACACAGGUGAGUUAGCUCAACCCCUUUAUCUUGCUCUCUCUGUACCAUAUGGAGAAUGAGACUGCAAACCUAGUUUAUUUUUAACAUCCUGCUUCCUGCUUGUAUAUUGUGAUAUGUUUUUAUUCAACUAUCUGUUAUCCAUUAUUCUCUUAACAUCUCUCGCUCUCCCCCUCUCUCCCUCCCUCAUUUCAGGGUUUCGUGCCAGAGCGUCUCCCUGCUAGUUGUUGCCACUCCGCUCCAGACUUCCACGUCUCCAGCCCUGCCAAGAGCUUCUUCAAGAAGGCCGCGGCCGCCCUCUUCGGCGGGAAAAGAGACAAGGUCAAAUACUACGAGACUCUGAGUGAGUAUAUCAAUCAUUCACCUCGCAAGACAGCCUUAGCCAAUGUCGGCAAUUAAUAAAUCAGUAUUUGUUUACCUCAUAAAAGGACAUUCAACAUUUUUGCUAAUUAACAAGUGGUGAUAAAAGCUGUGGUGUCAUAAAUCCACAGAUUUAGCUAUGAUAGUUGUUGGCAAAUUUCCUAGCUAAUCACACAUCUGGUUUGAAUGAGAGGCUGCAGGGUGAGGCCAUCCAGAAUGAAUGCUGACUGUGUAUUGUUGUCUCUGGUAGAUAAACUGACCAAAGAGGAAGAGGAGAUCUACAAGCUUCGACAUGACCUGAAGAAGACGGUCAUCAGCCAGCAGACCAAAGACAUGACUGAGGUGAGGUGAUAGUCAUGAUCAAAAUAAAAUAGAAAGUCAUGAUAAAGGAAAGUGUGAGGCUAUGUUAUUUAACCCCUCCCUUUUUCUUCUCCUCUCAGGAUGGAAGGCCACUGUCACCAUCUGCUGGGAGGCCGGUCGCCCCGUCAACCGAGGGCCUGCCCCCGAUGACGCGAGACACCAUACGGCUUAUCGUCAGGGGCAGUCUGGGUAGCUGCAGCAGCAGUAGUGAAUGUCUUGAGGACAGCACCACUGGCAGUGUGGCUGAGACAGUCGCCAGCGUUCUCAGAGGAUGCCUGGAAAACCUGCCCAAAGGUAAGCCUAUUGCACAGCUGAGUUUGUUGACAUUAGGCAGGUACAGUGUAAUUACACUGUAGUACUUACUACCAUGUAAAGAAAUGAUUCCAACACCAAUGGAACUUAUAUGAUAUGAUGAAGUGGGACUCCCUUUGUUAUUGCAUAUGGUUGAAUUAAGCAAUAAGGCCCGAGGGGGUGUGGUAUAUGGCCAAUAUACCACAGCUAAGGGCUGUUCUUAAGCACCUGGAUACAGCCCUUAGCCGUGGUAUAUUGGCAAUAUACCACAAACCGCAGAGGUGCCUUAUUGCUAUUAUGAACUGGUUACCAAUGUAAUUAAAUGUUUUAUCAUGCCCAUGGUAUACGGCCUGAUAUACCAUGGCUGUAAGCCAAUUAGCAUUCAUGGCUCGAACCACCCAGUUUAUAAUUGUGUUUUAAUCACAAAUACCUUUCCUCUCCCUCUCUCUCUCUCUCUAGCGGAUGACAUCCCUAAAGGGACAGAGUGCAGUAACCUGCAGUGGGUCACUAAGUGGGUGGACUACUCCAACAAGUAUGGCUUUGGCUACCAGCUCUCAGACCACAUAGUGGGAGUUCUGUUCAACAACGGGACACACAUGAGCCUCCUCGCAGACAAGAAGUACGUACUCUGUUCUCUUUAUCACACAAUACAUCACUCAUACCUUAGUUGGAGAUACGUUAGUUGGGCUGUACUGGAAAGCACUCCCAGCUUCAGAUGUAAAAGUAAACAAAAAGUCAUAGAAGGUAUUUUUGUCCUUUAGGCUGUCAUACUCUGAUAAAUAAAUAAAAUCAAUCUGUUUGGCAUGCAUAAAUAAACACCCAACAGGUGUUUAUUUCGGUUGUUAACUCUCUCUCUCUCUUCUCUCUCUGUCUGUAGGACUGUCCACUACUAUGCUGAGUUGGGUCAGUGCUCUGUGUUCUCCACCUCUGACGUCCCUGAGCACUUUGUAGGUCAGGUGACCGUCCUCAAGUACUUCGCCCACUACAUGGAAGAGAACCUGAUGGAUGUAAGUAUUCCCCAAAUAGCAUCUAUAGCCUCUCCUCUCAUCCUCUGCUCCUCUCUUUUCCUUUCCUGUUGUUCCUAUCUUCAGCAACCUAUCUAUUCUAUCUAUCCUCUCAAUUUCUUCCUACUGUUACUAUCUCCUCAUUUUCUCUCCUCCUUUCCGGUCCUUUCUUCCUCUCCCCACCUUCACCUCCCGGUCCUCUGCUCCGCUCCACUCUCCUUUCCUUCUCCUCCUAUCCUUUCCUGUCCUCCACCCCCCUCUUUCCUUUCCUAGUCUUCUCUCAGUCUAAUGAUGAACCUGUUCCUGUGUUUGCUGUGUAGGGUGGAGACCUGGUGAGCCAGGCAGACACACACAUGCCCAGAAUCUACCUGCUGCAGUGGCUCAAGUCUGACCGUGCCCUCAUGAUGCUCUUCAACGACGGCACAUUUCAGGUAAACACACUCAUCAUCAUCACUGUCGUCAUAAUCAUCAUCACAGGCAAAAUAGACAUUACUCAGCCAAGAAAUACAUGAUACAGUGCAGCUUCGGUAAAUCAGCAGAACCCUUCAGGUAAAUAUUCAAAUCAGACACAUCGAUUUUCAGACAAAAUGAGCUUAUUCUAACACAUGGCACAUUUCAGGCACACUGGUCAUCAGUAUCCCAAAGUGGGUCUAAUAUCUCCAGUAAUGUUGGUACUAUGCUAUUUGUUCUAUGUCCUAUCCUGUCAGUACUUUAUUAAACCAUAUAUAUCCAUAUAUUUCUCUAACAGGUCAACUUCUACCAUGACCACACUAAGAUCAUCCUGUGCACCCAGAGGGAGGAGUACAUGCUGACAUACAUCAACGAGGAGCGUGUGUCCUCCACCUUCAGACUGAGCUCCCUGCUCACCUCCGGCUGCCCCGCAGACCUGCGCCAACGCAUGGAGUACUCACUCAACAUGCUGCUGCAGCGCUGCAACUGA
Molecule: messenger RNA, 4689 nt
Organism: Coregonus sp. 'balchen'
Lineage: Eukaryota; Metazoa; Chordata; Actinopteri; Salmoniformes; Salmonidae
Source: the annotation of a GenBank genome assembly